CUACUAUCAGCAAACAGCUGUUGCAGAUAUUUGACUUUUUCUUGACUUUGAUACAAUUUUCUCAGCGUACGAAAAAAGCGCAAAAAAUACGCGAUGCGUAAUGUGCCGAAAUCACUCGGUCUCUCGGUCACAACUCCUGGAGGGAGUACUGGGGCUCCGGAUGGACGCCACAACAGCCUGGAAGACAUCAACUUGGACCAGUUUUUGAAGACCUCCAAUUAUGAAGACACCGUCAAGCAGUUGGACAUUUACUAUGGCCUCGUCAAACGACAACUGCUGCGGUACCAGAGCCCCAUCACAGGAUUGUUUCCGGUGAUGAGCACCGACCAGGUUGUGGGAUCCGUGCGAGACAGUGUCUACUGUGCGGCCGCAGUGUGGAGCUUGUACCAGGCCUACAGACGCAUCGAUGACGAUCGUGGCAAGUCCUACGAGCUGGGCCAGAGCACGGUAAAAUGCAUGCGCGGCAUCCUUGAGUGCUGGGUGAAGCAGGCUUCCCGUGUGGAGCUAUUCAAGCAGCGUCAGUCUAACCAGCAUGCUCUGCACAGCAAGUUCCAGCUGCACACAGGCGAGAAGAUCUACCCGGAUGAGUUCUACAAUCAUUUACAGAUCGAUUGCGUGUCGCUGUAUCUGCUGUUCCUCGUCCAGAUGAUAACCUCCGGCCUGCAGAUCAUCUACACCCACGACGAGGUGGCCUUUGUUCAGAAUCUCGUGUACUAUGUGGAGCGUGCCUAUCGCACGCCCGACUUUGGAAUGUGGGAGCGGGGCUCCAAGUACAAUAAUGGAACUCCCGAGAUCCAUGCCUCUUCCAUUGGCAUGGCCAAGUCUGCUUUGGAGGCCAUCAAUGGCUGCAACUUGUUUGGGGAGAAGGGGGCAUCCUGGAGCGUGGUGUACGUAGAUAUUGAUGCCCACAACCGCAAUCGUAGUAUUUUCGAAACUAUGCUGCCAAGGGAGUCGAGCUCAAAGGGUGUUGAUGCCUCUUUACUGCUGACCCUCUCGUUCCCAGCUUUUGCCUCGCACGAGGAUCGCUUGGUGGAGCAGACCAAACAGAACGUGGUAAACCGUUUGCGCAGCAAGAUGGGCUUCAAACGCUUCACACGGGAUGGUUUCCUCAGCAAAAAUGAAGAUAAAACCCGCCGUUACUAUCACUCUGGGGAAUUGAAAGAGUUCGAGGGCCUCGAAUGCGAAUGGCCAUUGUUUUUCAUAGCCAUGAUUAUCGAUGGAGUUUUCAAGAACAACCACGAGCAGAUCGAAGAGUUUCAAAACGAUCUGCGCCGCUGCCUGCGCACUGAUGCCAAUGGAGAUCCCGUUGUGACUAUGUAUUAUGCUCCCGAUGGAGAUGGUUCCUAUAUGCGUGCUCCCUCGCAAUCUCUGUUCCUCUGGGGUCAGUCGUUCUUCAUUAUUGCACAGCUGCUGACUGCACAGCUACUCCAUAUCAACGAAUUGGAUCCGAUUCGUAGAUAUUUGCCAAGCUACAAUCGUCCUAGACGGGCAGGUCGCUACUCUGCUUUUCAGGCUAAACCGGGCACUGGCACAGCCACAGAUCUUGUAGUACAGAUCGUCCUGAUUGCAGAGUCCAUGCGACUGCAGGCCAUGAUGGCCACCUAUGGCAUUCAAACCCAAACGCCCCAUGAGGUGGAACCUGUACAAAUCUGGAGCUCCACGGAGCUUAUUAAAGUCUAUCAACACUUGGGCGUCAACAACAAGGUUGGUCUUUCUGGACGUCCCUCCCGACCCGUCGGUUCCUUGGGCACCAGCAAGGUGUAUCGCAUCUGCGGAAUGACAGUUCUUUGCUAUCCUCUAAUCUUCGAGGUGUCCGACUUUUAUUUAUAUCGAGACAUGGCCCUCCUUAUUGACGAUAUCAAGACGGAGCUGCAGUUCGUCGGCAAAUACUGGCGGCUGUCCGGCAGGCCCACUGUCUGCCUGCUCAUCCGGGAGGAGCACAUGCGUGAUCCGCAGUUCAAGGAGAUGCUGGAUCUGCUGGCCAUGCUCAAGAAGGGCUAUUGCGAUGGCAUGAAGGUGCGCAUCGGUAGACUGCAGAACUUGAUUAGCAGCUCGUGUAUAGAGCAUCUGGACUUUAUGAACCAGAGCGAUUUGACGGACAAUGAGAAUGCAUUCUCGCAGAUAAACCACGAGUAUAUUGGCUACCAAUCCCUGACAGAUGUGCCCAAGGCUUUGACAUACGUGGAAGAGAAGGUCUCCGUGGCGCACUUUGACAAGAAACCAACUCCUGACAUCAUCAACGCUCUUCGCAAUACGGACUCCAUUUACUGCCUGUGCCAACUCUGGGGUAUUCUGUUGAACCGCGAAGGUCCCCAUUUCGAGGUGAAUGGCUUGAAUGUGAACACGGCUCUUACGCAGCUUUACCAUCGAGCCGGAUCCUUGCGCUACUGGCGUGCCGUGAGAUAUUGCUCCUCUCUUCUCCACCACAUUGUGGAUUCCAUCAGCCCUUUCAUCACCACUGUGCUGGUAAACGGCAAAGAACUGACUGUGGGCAUCAUUGGCCAAAAGGAGACGGUAUUCGACAAGCCCAUGACACCAGCGGAGAUCCAGAACGUGAUGUACACCAGCGUUCAGCCGUACGACGUCAUCCAGGCGGUGUUGCAACAGGAGGUGGUCCUGUACUGUGGUCGUUUAAUAGCCACCAAUCCGUCUAUGUUCAGGGGAAUACUUAAAAUCCGCAUUGGCUGGGUACUAGAGGCUAUGAGAAUAUACCUUCAAAUCUCUGGACAGCAGAGCAUAGAUGUUGACAAUCUGUCGCCCUUCCAAGUUCGUAUUUUGUUGCAGAAAGUUUUAACCGUCAGCGAGUGGGCUACGGAAGAAAAGCUCACUACCUUGCAGCGUCGCCAACUGGAGGGCUGUUUGUGCCGCGUGCCAAAACAUUUCUAUAACAAAAUCUGGGAAAUCCUUCAGCGCACUCCUCAAGGUAUUUUGACACAGGGUCAUCAUCUACCAGCCACACCGACUCUGACAAACAUGAGUCGCGGAGAAUUGACCUUUAAUCUGUUGGUCGAAGAGACUCUUAUUUGCAUAGACCGGCCGGAGAGGCGCCAGAUAACUGUGGAGCUAUUGUGCAUUGUGGCUACCAUUCUCAAUCGCAAUCCUGAACUACACUUCAAACAAGUCCUGGAUUUGGAUGGCAUCUUGGCCGAGGCCUUUUCCAUGUACUGCAAGGAUAACAAUAUCCAGCCGCAGCCACAGCAGUCUCAGACCGAGGAUCUCAAGGCCUUCUACUCACUACCGUACUCGGAGACCACCGGUUACUUGGCUCGCGCCGCCGUCAACAAGGUCCUACAGGGCGGCGUUUUCUCAACCUCCGAGGAGGAUGUCCAGCUCGAUGGCGACCAUCUGCACGACGACAACUGCAAGGUGUCAUAAGCUGUGGCGGCUCCUUAAACAUAAACUAUGCUAAUGUAGAUAGCACAGUUUGCAUAUCUGACCCACCACUAGCUCGAAUUUUGUGGCAAUUUUAUUCUGUUAUUCUUAUUUAACUUGUGUCCCCCUCUCGCCCGUUCGCCUAGUUCUUAAUUAAAUGUUAUGUAUAUUUUGUUGCAAUAA
Drosophila bipectinata is the source of this 3555-nucleotide messenger RNA. Its product is annotated as probable phosphorylase b kinase regulatory subunit beta. Gene Ontology annotation, biological process: glycogen metabolic process. Lineage: Eukaryota; Metazoa; Arthropoda; Insecta; Diptera; Drosophilidae. Gene Ontology annotation, cellular component: phosphorylase kinase complex. The record is from RefSeq and is a predicted model, not a curated record. Gene Ontology annotation, molecular function: calmodulin binding.